AUGAAACAACCAGUGUACAUCCUGUUGUUGCUCCUAACAUUUGUCGUCUCCUCCGCGGGGACGAUCGCACUCACCUUUGCACCAUGCUACGCAACAUUUUGCUCCGAGGACUACUUCGAAUUCGAGACUAGAUUACACCUUUUAGUCUACUUCGGCUUAGUCGCCGGCUUCGGCUGCUUUCUCCUCCUUCGAUCUUAUACCACGUGGGUUCAUGCCCUAAGUAGUUACCAUCUCAUGCGCAUACCUUUGGGAGGUAAACGUGUCACUUUUGGUGGUCUUUUGGCAAGUAUCUGGAUAGUCGCGGUGGUUGCCUCCACGACUCUGUUCUGGCUGCCAGCUCAACGGGACUUCUGGGGUUUCAGAGCAGACCCCUUGGGAUGGGCGAGUGCUAAGCUUAAACUCACGAUCACGGGGGUGACUGGUCACUAUGCCGAUAUCCUGCUCGGACUAUUGGUGAUCCCAGUUCCUAGGAACAGUCUACUUGGAAGGGGGUUCUCGAUGCAUCACAGCACACUAUUAUAUGCGCACAAGAUCGUUGCCUAUCUCUUUUCGGUAUCAGCAACCGCUCAUGGAGUUACAUACCUUCUGUAUGCAACAGAUUCCAGCAGCGACGGCGAUGAGGCAAAGGAGGAAGCAUUCGCCACAGGCAAUCCGGCGAUGACUCUGUCGGAGAGCAAGCAAAGAAGCGAAUGGUUCACCAUGACCACAUACACCGGUAUAGCUGCCAUCUUGCCCGUGUGGUUGAUCAUCGUCACCUCGCUUCCAUGGAUUCGGAGAACCCACUACAACUUCUUUUACUACACCCAUGUCAUAUUCGGUCUGAUCAUUUUCGUCGCGGCAUGCAUCCAUGCCAGUACCGACUUCUAUCUCCUUCUUCCGGGACUCUACCUCUGGGUCGCCGACUGGACAUGUAGACUCUUUGGCGGACAGGCAGGCGGUCUCGCCUCGAAAACCGGUGCGACUCUGGAAAAUGCAGGCAACAAUUGGCUCAGGAUAUCCACACACCUGCCAGUCUCAAAGAACGCAUCAGCGAGCACUUUUGACCUCGUCCAGGAGAAGGGAGAAACUCUGCACGAACCUCUUAGCUACUACUAUCUCAGCAUCCCAUCCAUCAGCAAAUUACAGAACCACGCAUUCACCGCUGCAGUUUCUGCUUCCACCGGAGCUGGUCCCACUUUCCUCUUGCAACCCACGACUGGAAAGAAGCAAAAGAGGCUGGACAAGGAAUGGACUUGGAAGUUGGGCGCCCUUGUUCCUCAACCAUUUGAGAGCACAGUUGUUGAAGUCCGAGUUGCGGGGCCCUACAGUGUCGGCGACGACGGAUUCAAGAACGCAUCUCACAUCGUGUGUGUUGUAGGUGGAACAGGAAUCACCGGCGCCUUGAGUCUAGCAUCAUGGUGGUUGGAGAAGAGGCCACCGAACUCAACCUUCACUCUCGUAUGGUCUGUGUGUUAUAAGGAGGCUACGACGAUCACGGAGUGGGCUCAACUUCAAGAGGCAGCUUCUUCGGUGCCGGAGCUUACUGUGGUUGCCCACGUGAGUUCAGGAAGUGGCCGUUUGGAUCCCACCUCAUGUAUCCGUGGAGCUCUCAUUGCCGGCCAGCAAACAAAAGCGGACUCCGUCGGACAUGCUUGGGUCUACAGUUCUGGCCCAGCAGGUCUCAUUGGCACUGUUGAGAGGGCGUGUGUUGAGGCCCGGAAGGGUAUCGUUGCUGGUAGAGGGGGGAGAAGUACCGACUCGUGGAAAGUACGCGAUCUGGGCUGGUACAUGGCGAAGUGGGAAGUCUGA
This is a messenger RNA of Colletotrichum paranaense, 1788 nucleotides long. RefSeq lists its product as uncharacterized. The coding region runs from base 1 to 1788 and encodes 595 amino acids. NCBI's taxonomy places the organism in Eukaryota, Fungi, Ascomycota, Sordariomycetes, Glomerellales, Glomerellaceae. The transcript is spliced from 2 exons. Gene Ontology annotation, cellular component: plasma membrane. The record is from RefSeq and is a predicted model, not a curated record.